This is a messenger RNA of Microstroma glucosiphilum, 531 nucleotides long. RefSeq lists its product as hypothetical. Gene Ontology annotation, molecular function: structural constituent of ribosome. The record is from RefSeq and is a predicted model, not a curated record. Gene Ontology annotation, cellular component: mitochondrial large ribosomal subunit; ribosome. Gene Ontology annotation, biological process: translation. The annotation marks the transcript as partial. Lineage: Eukaryota; Fungi; Basidiomycota; Exobasidiomycetes; Microstromatales; Microstromataceae. The transcript has 3 exons.
ACGUCCGUCCUCCCUUCUUUCCCAUUUGGAGGAGCGAUUCAGGUGCGAAAUUCGACGAAGCGUGGGGGUGGAUCUUCGAAGAAUAAUAGGAAUAGUGCGGGAAAGCGACUGGGGAUUAAGAGGUAUGGUGGUCAAUACGUGCAAGCAGGCGAGAUUCUCAUCAGGCAAAGAGGUACCUCCUGGCACCCAGGUCAAAACGUCUCCAUUGGUCGAGAUCACACCCUCUUUGCCCUCAAGGCAGGAUGGGUGAGAUUCUACCAGCCCGUACCCCCGCCGGCUUCUGUAGUUGCUCCAGCUCUAACCGCCGAUGGGAUGGGCGCUUCCACCAGUACCAACCCGGCAUUGCGUCUUGCCAUAUCUCCCCUCCCUCAAACUCCCGCUUUGCCCAAAGGUGAAACAUUGCGUCCUCAUCCCUCUUCGCGCAAGCGUCGUACCGGACGUAGGUACAUCGGAGUAGCCCUUUCGGCCAAUUCUCCCCUGCCGGCUGCUUGGGGUGCACCUAGGGAGAGGAGAUUGGAAAAGAUUGACUUG